CAGACUCACAAAAUUGGUAAAACAAAACAAAGUAAAUUUCAGAUUGCAACACUAGCCAGUAUCCAGAAUUAUACAGCAAGAACAUGCAAUUCCCACAAAACAUCUUUAAGGUGUUAUCGAAUUUAUCGUACAUGAAGCGAGUGACGAUGCUGGUUUUUCCCACCAAUUGGUCACCCAAGAACACCAACAUAGCUAAAGCUGAAACAGGAGCCAUUUCAAAAUCGAAAACGAAAGCAAAAGGAGGAAUCGGAAGAAGCUGAGAAAAAACCCGAUGGUUAGUGAAUCCGGACAUGCUGCGUCACCAUUCUUCAAUCUUCGUGCGGAUUUUGACAUGUUCAGUUCGCAGUGUGCGUUAUGUCUAUGGCACCAACCAUUCCCAAUGCGAAUGCGACGAGCCUCUGCUCCUACACUACUUAUCCAAUGGCUGCCACCACGAAGCGCGAAACCUCCUUCAAAGUUCCUCCCGAGGUGACCUUCACGCACGCGUGGUUCGCUGGACCAAGCUACUCUCCAACUUCUCCCGCCAUGGUUACGUGGCCGAAGCUCGCGCAUUGUUCGACAUAAUGCCUCACAAAAACCUCGUCACUAGCAAUACCAUGUUGACAGCGUACAUGCGCUCCGGCUUGCUCGACGAGGCUUCCCGGUUCUUCGAGACCAUGCUGGAGAAGAACGUUGUUUCUUGGACUGCCAUGCUAUGUGGGUUUUCAGAUGCGGGGAGGAUCAAAGAUGCGAGGAAGGUGUUCGAUGUAAUGCCUGAGAGGAAUGUUGUUUCGUGGAACGCGAUGGUGGUGGCGUUGCUUAGGAGUGGGAAUUUGGAGGAUGCGAGGAUGGUUUUUGAGAAGACUCCUUUCAAGAAUGUGAUUUCGUGGAAUGCUAUGAUUGCGGGGUAUGCUGAGAGUGGUAGAAUGGACGAGGCUAGAGAAUUGUUUGGGAAGAUGGAGUUUAAGAAUGUGAUUACUUGGACUAGCAUGAUAUCUGGUUAUUGCCGUGAGGGUGAUGUUGAAGGUGCUUAUUGUUUGUUCCGGGCUAUGCCGGAGAAAAACAUUGUUUCUUGGACUGCUAUGAUUGGUGGGUUUGCUUGGAAUGGCUUGUAUGAAGAGGCAUUGCAGCUUUUUAUUGAGAUGGUGAGAGUUUCUGAUGCCCAACCCAACACAGAGACCUUUGUUUCUCUUGUUUAUGCUUGUGGAGGUUUGGGUUUUUGUUGCCUUGGCAAACAGGUACAUGCUCAGCUUAUUGUUAACAGCUGGCAGAUUGAUGAUUAUGACGGUAGGUUGCAUAGAGGUCUUGUUAGGAUGUACUCUGGGCUUGGUAUUAUGGAUUCUGCUCGCAAUGUGUUUGAAAGUAAUUUGAAAGACUCUGAUGAUCAGUGUUUCAAUUCCAUGAUAAAUGGUUAUGUUCGGGCCGGUCAGUUGGCUAGAGCUCAAGAGUUGUUUGACAUGGUACCCACUCGGAACAAGGUUGCAUCGACUUGCAUGAUUGCUGGCUAUCUUAGCGCUGGCCGAGUACUGGAGGCUUGGAAUUUGUUUAAUGACAUGCCUGAUAGGGAUUCCAUUGCGUGGACUGAGAUGAUUUAUGGGUAUGUACAGAAUGAGCUCAUUGCUGAAGCCUUCUGCUUAUUUUCUGACAUGAUGGAUCGUGGUGUUUCUCCUAUGAGUUCUACAUAUGCUAUUCUAUUCGGAGCUAUGGGUUCAGUUGCAUAUCUAGAUCAGGGGCGGCAAUUACAUGGUAUGCAGUUUAAGACUGUGAAUGAAGAUGAUUUGAUUCUUGAGAACUCUCUAAUUGCAAUGUACGCAAAAUGUGGGGAGAUAGAUGAUGCAUAUAGGGUAUUCUCUAACAUGACUUGCCGGGACAAAAUUUCUUGGAACUCCAUGAUCAUGGGUCUUUCAGAUCAUGGCAGGGCCAGUGAAGCUAUAAAAGUGUAUGAAACUAUGAUUGAACUUGGAAUUUACCCAGAUGACCUUACAUUCCUAGGUGUCCUGACAGCAUGUGCUCAUGUGGGUCUUGUUGACAAAGGACGGGAGUUUUUUAUUGCCAUGGUCAAUGCUUUUGCUAUUCAACCUAGGUUGGAGCAUUGUAUCAGUAUUAUCAAUCUUCUGGGUCGAGCAGGAAAGGUGAAGGAUGCAGAGGAGUUUGUUUCGAAGCUUCCUGUUGAACCAAAUCAGGCCGUUUGGGGGGCUCUAAUUGGAGUGUGUGGCUUGAGUAAAAAUGAUACAGAUGUUGCUACGCGUGCAGCCAAACGACUGUUUGAAUUGGAUCCUUUAAAUGCGCCUGGGCAUGUGGCCCUUUGUAACAUAUAUGCCGCAAAUGAUAGGCAUAUCGAGGAGAUGAGAUUAAGAAAAGAAAUGAGGUUGAAGGGUGUGAGGAAGGCACCCGGAUGUAGUUGGAUAUUGGUGAAGGGGACAGUUCAUAUUUUCUUCCCGGACGAUAAAUUGCAUGCAUGUUUUUAAGAGGUAAGAGGUGUUAUUUGCAAUUAUCUAAAUAGGACACUUGGCUUCCUGAUGACUUUGGGCCCAAGCCCAAACUCCAUUCAAGAGUCCAUCACUAGUAGCAUGGUGAAAAAGCUCUAAGAAAGAUUUAAAGAUAUAUCAAAAGAGGGAGAAGUGAAGCAAAUCUUCACUUAGAAGAAGCCGGACUCGCCCAGCGGACCAUGAACCUCACCCACCGAGCUGGCGCCCAGCGAACAUCAACCUGCGCCCAGCACUGACGAAGAACACUGCAUCUACGUUUUGUAGCUUGGUCUCCACGUGUUUGAUUCAUGUAAAACUUGGCUAUACACAUGUAUUUUGAACCGUGAAGGGGUCCUGAUCAUCAGGAGCACCUAAGGCAGCGUGGAGAGGGAUGAAUGCUUCUAUAAAUUCACCUCUCUCCCCCCCUGUACACACUUUGAGUUUUUUGUAAUGAAUAGUUGUUGAGAUGACUCAGCCUCAUUCUACUCUUAGUCACCGGCCAAAGAGAGACCUCAGCCUCCUCUAGCCACCCUUAGUUAGGAACCCUAGCUAAGCACCAAGACACUCCAUCACAUACCAAACACCUUCACCGAGCUUUUCCCUUCAUCUUACUUUGCCUUCUGCUGCAUUCAUCGCAGUUCUGUUUGUUCACGUUUCAUCAUAGCUCUAAUCUAGUCUUGGAGUAGAUCUAUUUUAUUUAGCCACCAAACACCGCUUCACUUCUACUUCUAAGAAUCAUUUCCGCUGCGUCUAUAUACUGGAAGAUGCCUCUGGAGGUCUCGUUAGUUCUGUAUCUGAAAUCACCAGGAGCGUCUUCCAUCAUGUGGUAUCUGAGCCUGGUUGAGCACCACGCGUUUCAGCUAAGUGUUUCCUUUGUCAAGCCGUGUUGUCUAUUUCAUUUUCUGAAUUGUCUUGCUGUUCUGAGUUUUUGUUCUCUGUUUCAUGGAGUUUGUUCGGUUAAUUAGGCUUCCGUAUUCUUGUUGAAGGUUUAUUGUGUUUGAGCAAGUUGUUUUAUCAUUUUAUUCGGUGGAAUCCUGUGUUUGAGUCAUUUUUAGUUCUUGAAUCAAAUUCUGUCAUGUUCUAUUUCAUGUGCAUUGUUAUUCGGUGCAUUGCUUUUCUUGUGAUAUUUCUGAAGUUUAAGUGAAUCAGUCUUAAUUUCAGUUCAAUCAUUAAUACUGCACUGAUUAAGUUCUGUUCACCACAUAUAAGCUGUGACAUUUGGUUAAAUGAGCUUGGUGGCAGAUUUCAGUGGUAGAGAUAAUGAAUUUCAUGUUUCAUGAAUCUGUUUUUAAUUUUAUUUCAUUGAAGUCUAGAACAUUUGAAUUUGAAUCCUGCCUAGUAACUAGCAAGUGCAUACCAAGUGAGCAAUGAAAGGCUCAGCCUAACUCGGUUGCACAUUGUUAAUCAGCAGAAUUGCCUUUUUGGCCAAUUACACCUAGCUGGGAAUUCUUUGAAGUCAGGUUGAGUCUUACUCCAUGCUUAGCACUAGAUCAUAAGCGUAAUCAAUUUCUAGAGUCAUUCGUGAGCUGUUUUCGUGAUUCAAAUUCAAAUCUGCAGAAUUGGUUGCAAAGUGAAUUCUAUUUCUGCACUUUCGCUGUCAUUAAGUUUGAUUUUCAGAAUCUGUAUUUGUGAACGAGAUUCUGUCAUACCAGUGAGCCUAGCAAAGCCAAUUUUCGAAUAUUAAGGCGCUAUUAUGGUCAGAUAUACUUUAUUGGUGCUAGAAUCAAAAGUGACUUGCAAAACCAAUUUAUGCGUGCAAUUAUUUUAUUUCCAGUUGAACCAUUAGGUGCUAUGAUUUUUAUUUCCAGUUGAACCAUUAGGUGCUGAUGAUCUGCGUUGUUUCUUCUUCUAAGGUGAACUGUAGUAAAAGCUAUAGUCAUUGUAAUGUUAUCAUUUAAGUUGUUAAAAUUGACGUGGCAAAGUUUAAAAGCAAAACAGACUUGUGCAGUUCACCGUACUGACGUCUGAAUCCAAAAUUGAAAAUCUGCAGAAUCACAUAGUUCAUUGAGGCAUUUUAUCAAACAGUUUGGUCUUUCUAUUUAUAAGUCAAUUCUGUCCAGUAUUGGUUCAACUUAACUUGUUUUCUUGCUUUUUUUAAUCUGUUCUAGAGCUGAUCAUAGGUUCUAUUUGAGUGCCAUCUUGUUUGUAAACCCUUUUUCGUUGCUUGUCUUAUUGAAAUUCUUGUUUUGUCAAAUAGUGAAAUCUGUUUCAGCUUCAAAUUUUCUUAUCGGUGCACUGUUCCAUUGGUCAUUUUUAGCUUG
Messenger RNA from Vigna umbellata (rice bean), 4708 nucleotides. NCBI's taxonomy places the organism in Eukaryota, Viridiplantae, Streptophyta, Magnoliopsida, Fabales, Fabaceae. The record is from RefSeq and is a predicted model, not a curated record.